Molecule: messenger RNA, 927 nt
Organism: Diaporthe amygdali
Lineage: Eukaryota; Fungi; Ascomycota; Sordariomycetes; Diaporthales; Diaporthaceae
Product: lcohol dehydrogenase
Exons: 3
Coding region: 1-927 (308 amino acids)
Molecular function (GO): zinc ion binding; oxidoreductase activity
Source: RefSeq, a predicted model, not a curated record
AUGGCUCCGUCCCUUCCCAAGACCUUUCGGGCUGCCGUCCUCGACGGCAAGGGAAGCCAAUUGACACUCAAGGACAUCGACCUCAAGCUGCCCGGCCCUGGCCAAGUCCUCAUCAAGACACUAGCUUGUGGGGUCUGCCAUACUGAUGAGUUCCUUCGUCAGGGCUUCUUGCCCAACUCCUGGCCUCGAAUCCCCGGCCACGAGGUAAUUGGAGACAUCGUCGCCGUCGGCGAGGGAGUCACACGCGUCAAAGAGGGCGAGAGGGUUGGCGGCCCAUGGCACGGCGAGUACGUACUCCUGCGCGCGGAGGCUGCCGUGCGCAUCCCGCCCAACGUCGACCCGGCCGAGGCGGCGCCGCUGCUGUGCGCCGGUGUAACGACCUUCAACUCGAUGCGCCGCAUGGGCGUGAUGCAGGGCGACUUGGUCGCGGUGCAGGGGCUUGGCGGGCUGGGCCACCUGGCGGUGCAAUUCGCGAACAAGAUGGGCUAUGAGGUAGUGGCUAUCAGCAGCGGCAGCGACAAGAAGGACUUCGCGACCCAGCUCGGCGCCCACCAUUACAUUGACACCAGCAAGGAGGACCCCGUCAAGGCGCUCACCAAGCUCGGCGGUGCCGCCAUGAUCUGCUCCACCGCGCCGAACCCCAAGGCUGUCAGCCCGCUGGUGGGCGGUCUGGCCCCUCAGGGCAAGCUGAUUGUGCUGGCGCCACUCGGGCCCGUCGAAUUCGACACGGCUACGAUGGUCACCAAGGCGGCGAGUGUGCAUGGGUGGCCGUCGGGGCACCAGCUUGACUGCGAGGAGACUAUUGCGUUUGCUGGCACUCACGGUGUCAAGUGCUUGAUUGAGAAAUUCCCGCUGGAAAAGGUUCAGGAGGCAUUUGAGCAUAUGACGAGUGGAAAGGUCCGCUUCAGGGCUGUCUUGACGGUGUAA